Patiria miniata (bat star) is the source of this 1207-nucleotide messenger RNA. RefSeq names its product gastrin/cholecystokinin type B receptor-like. Lineage: Eukaryota; Metazoa; Echinodermata; Asteroidea; Valvatida; Asterinidae. Gene Ontology annotation, molecular function: neuropeptide Y receptor activity. Bases 1 to 1146 code for a protein of 381 amino acids. Gene Ontology annotation, biological process: neuropeptide signaling pathway. The record is from RefSeq and is a predicted model, not a curated record. The transcript has a single exon. Gene Ontology annotation, cellular component: membrane.
AUGAAGACUCUUGCACCUUAUAGCAACGGUACUGAUACGAUUGAUGCGGAGAAUGAUUCCGUGGACAAUGGUGAUACUUUCAUGAUAUUUGAGGUGGUGUGUACGUUCGCCAUGACUGUUUUGGGUGUUCCCGGUAACUGCCUCAUCUUACGUGUGUAUCACUCCAAGCGUCGCCGGACGACCACCCACAUCUUCAUCAUGGCGCUUGCCUGGGCCGAUCUCUUGUCAUGCUUAGUGUCCACACUCACGGCGGCUUCGCAGGUCAUGAUGCUGGCCGGGACACCGAUGCCUGAAGCUUUGAAUAACGCGAUCGUGUACAUCAGAGCCGUUCCGCUUACCGUUUCGCUUUUUAUCACGGUCAUGAUCGCCAUCGAUCGUUACGACUGCACGUGCCGAUCUCUUCGACGCGUCCUAAACCAGAGACGGGCCAAGAUGGCAGUACUAUGUUCCCUGGUCUUCUCCGUCUUAAUUAGCAUCCCUUUUUUCCUGGGUUAUGUCUAUCCCAACAGCUUGGUUAUCAAGAAAACGAGGAUUGUAACCCAAUACCUAAGUUUCUUCAUGGCGGUCAGCUCAGUGACAUUUUGUUAUGGCAACGUGUACUGGAAAAUCCGCCAACACGUUCGAGUUGGAGUAACCGAAAGUACGGCCACAAAGGCGCCUCCUUCGAACAGUACCAGCGAAACCAUGUCCGCAGCGAUUGUUCUCCGGACACAGACGGUAAAUGUAGCCGACCGUAGUCUGCUUGGAGAGAGCAGCGGUGGAGCGGCCUCAUCGGCACCGGCACUUGACGCCUGGCAACCCCGAGAGACCGCGGAAGCAGCAGACACGCCUCGUCGAGUACCACCAGGGCGUCAAUUGGAAGGGGGACGCAGCUUGAACGCCAACCUGCAGCGUAAGACCACAAGAAUGCUCUUCAUCACCAGUGUGGUGUUCCUGCUGACCUGGCUGCCGUAUUGGAUCUAUUUGGCAGUCUAUAUGGCGGCUCUGUCGGGCGCACAGAUAGACCCCGCGGUAUUCAAUGUGUUCCUUUAUCUCAUAUACACAGUGUACGUCAAUAACGUCGUUAACCCGUUCAUUUACGGCCUCGCUAACAGCCGAUUCCGGAAAGAUUGUCUGGACGUAAUUCGCAAGCUGAAACGGUGUUGAGUUUUGCUUAACUUUGAGGAUUGUAUUUAUUAUCUGCAAGGUAAUGUAGAACAGUGUAACU